AUGUCUGAUCUGAAUUUGUUUGGUAUUGCCUUACUGACCGCAAGUUUUUUAAGUGUUUCAUAUAUCCUGGAUGAGAUGACGAGUUUAUGGAUUCCAGGAAAAAGUGCGAUGACGACGGGUCUUAUCGCUGGCGGAGGUACGUUUGUCAUAACGUAUUUAACGAGACUUCGAAACGAAGUAUCAUCCCUGGAAAAUGAAAUGGACGAACUCGAAGACGAGAAAGAACGACUUCGGGUCGAAAAUAAAAUUUUAAAAGAACGAUAAAAUUUUUUUAUUUCUUUUCCCAAGAAAUAAAAGAGAGAAUGUCUGAUACUGAAAAAGAACUCGUUCAGGAUUUAUACGAUGCUGCACUUUUAACAUCCGGAGUCGUUGGAAUUUCGUACGCGGCAAAAACAAUUGCGGGAAAAAGUUUGGGUGCACCGAUGACGUUAGAAGGUGCAAUGAAACUCGGUGUGGCCGUCGCGGGAAGUUCCAUGGCCGUGGCCUAUCUCAAAGAUAAAGGCUACGUUCCAGAAACAAUCGGUAAAUAAACAAAAUGACAACCAAUUUAGUAGUCGGUGGAUUAUUCAAUGCGAUCGCAUUUGCAGGCCCGGGAUUUUUAUUUUCUCAUUUAAAUCAAAAUGGGUACAAGGAAGAAGUUCAAAGACAUAAUCAUGCGCUGGAAGAAUUAGCAGCGGCCAAAGAAAAAUUUUACGAAUCCGAAGUGAAAAGACGGAACGAUGAAUUAAGUCGACGGCAGGAAAUCUUAGAUGCCAAUCAUGAUAUCGAAGAGACGAAUAAAGCAUUGGAUGAAUUAAGAAAUUAUAAUCGUCGGCAGGAUUUAUCGGCAUUGGAUCGUAAACCGAAAUUCGAAGAUUACUAUCAACCGUCGAACGAAAUGCAAAACUAUUUAACGAUGACGGUUGGAAUUCUAGGGGUGGGAAGCGGUUACGUACUGACGCGAAUUUUUUAA
Paramuricea clavata is the source of this 952-nucleotide messenger RNA. NCBI's taxonomy places the organism in Eukaryota, Metazoa, Cnidaria, Anthozoa, Malacalcyonacea, Plexauridae. The record is from the annotation of a GenBank genome assembly.